Messenger RNA from Syngnathus typhle (broad-nosed pipefish), 4037 nucleotides. RefSeq names its product heat shock transcription factor 4 (gene hsf4). The transcript has 13 exons. Gene Ontology annotation, biological process: regulation of DNA-templated transcription. Gene Ontology annotation, molecular function: DNA-binding transcription factor activity; sequence-specific DNA binding. Lineage: Eukaryota; Metazoa; Chordata; Actinopteri; Syngnathiformes; Syngnathidae. The record is from RefSeq and is a predicted model, not a curated record. The coding region runs from base 373 to 1683 and encodes 436 amino acids.
UGUUAGGGGAUGGGUUUGAAUGGUGCUGACAAAGACCUUCUGUGAUGACAUUCAUUUGAAUGAUGGUGGGGCAGAGAGAGCAGAGAGAGGGCAGAAGAAAUUGGCCAACACUCUUACUGAGAGAUUAAUACAGAUCUUUCUAAGAUAUUUGCCAAGCUAGUCAAGGACCGUAAAGGUAAAUACAAAGCUGGACAUGACGUAAACAAGCUCAGCAUGGAAUCAAAUCGACUGCGGCAAACUUGAGAAUAUCAGUAACGGAUUUCCACAAGUGGAUUUCUCCAAAAUGAAAUAGUGUCAGAGGGAACUGGCACACAUACACUCGUAUAACAGGCCUUGCUCACUCUUACACACAUCUGGUUUCCUCAAGUCAGCAUGCAGGAGUCUCCAGGUGCCUUGGGUGUAGAUGGCAACUACACCAACAAUGUUCCAGCUUUUCUCACCAAACUGUGGACUCUAGUGGAGGAUCCGGAUACCAACCACCUAAUCUGCUGGAGUGCUACUGGGACCAGUUUCCAUGUGUUUGACCAGGGUCGCUUUGCCAAAGAAGUUCUACCAAAGUACUUUAAACACAAUAACAUGGCAAGCUUUGUCCGACAGCUUAAUAUGUACGGCUUCCGAAAAGUUGUAAAUAUUGAGCAAAGCGGUCUGGUUAAACCUGAGAGAGAUGAUACAGAGUUCCAACAUUUGUACUUCCUCCAGGGACAUGAACAUAUGCUGGAGCAUAUCAAGAGAAAGGUAUCAAUAGUGAAGAGCGAAGAAACCAAAGUUCGUCAAGAGGACCUCAGUAAACUGCUGUAUGAAGUUCAGCUAUUAAGAACACAGCAGGACAACAUGGAGUGUCAGAUGCAGGACAUGAAGCAGCAGAAUGAGGUUCUGUGGAGAGAGGUGGUCUCACUGAGACAGAACCACACACAGCAACAAAAGGUCAUGAACAAGCUAAUUCAGUUUCUGUUCAGCCAGAUGCAGUCCAACACACCCGGCACUGUUAGCUUGAAGAGAAAGCUGCCAUUGAUGUUGGAUGAUGGCUCUCUUAGCCCACCUGCGUCCAAGUUCAGCCAUAUUAACCCAAUGGAGCCAGUGCAUGAGCCCUUCUACAUCCAGUCGCCAUCCAGUGAUACUGCUUCAUGUUCUACCACUGGGCUAGCAGGUGGACCGAUCAUAUCGGAUGUAACAGAUAUGUCUCAAGCCAGCAUGCCUCUACAGAUGCAGUCUGAUGAGACCAGUCAUAGGGAAAAGUGCCUGAUGCUGAUCAAAGAAGAGCCUGUGAGUCCAGGAGUGAGAGCAGGAGUGAAAAGUGGCGGUGUUGCUGGAGGAGACACCCUGGCGUUGAACUCCGCUUGUGAAGUGUGCACCUCAGAACCUCCCGUCCUUCCUGUUGCAAUGGUCCAGUCUGUCUUAGAGGGGAGAGGAUCAUCUGCCUCAGUGACAGAAAGGAGGAAUAAGAGAGUUGCUAUUGAAAGAGUGGAGUGUGGUUCUGAUGCAGUGGAAAAUAUGGAGAUGAGCCUGGAGGAGUUGCAGCAGUUGAUACUCAGGAGCCAUCAACAGAGUAACAUGGAUCCCUUCAGUGUAAACCUUCCUCUGACUGAAUGGAGCUUUAAUGAGAUGGAGUCCAAUCUCAAAUCAUAUGUGUUCCAAAAUCAAGAACCUGAGGCUUUUCCAGCAUCCACUUGUGAGAAACAGUGAUUAGUUUGUGCAGUGAGUGGCCCUUUUUGAAAUAGAAGGCCACAGACACAUCUUACCGUGCAUGAAUUUGAUCCUAGAAGCUGGCCAGGUUAUUUAUUUUAUUUGCCUUUUUUGUAUGCAUAAGUAUUCUUAUGAAAUGCAGAAAUGAUCAUAUUUGUACAAAUAAUGUCUUUUUUCUUUAAUGGAUUGCUCCAAGAAUAUCAAGACCCUAUUAACAGCAAGAUGCACACAGUGCAUGCUUGGCUUGAGCACUUUAGUCUUUCUGUGAGAGGGGAUUCCUACAUAUGGGUACAGAAGUAACUUAUUAUUUUCGAAUCAUAUUAUUGCAAAUGCACACACGUGAACCAAAAUAUUGUGAUUACCUGAAUGUGUGCAAAACAUGGAUUGAGAUCGUCAUUAUAUAUUUUGUUCUGUCUGAUUUUGGGGGGUUCUGGAAAAAAAUGUAGACACAAUCAGAAGCAUUUUUGUGUGUUAAUCUUAAGGCAAGUUGUCCUUCAUGAAAUCGAAGAUUCAUCAAUCAACAUAUGGAAUCAAGCCACUCUAAACUUCAUUCAGAAACCAUUUUAAGUAUCAGUAGGACAUAUUGCAGGAGGUUUAAUAUCUAACCUAUGUACUUUAGGUCAGACACAUACUAACUAGGGUUAUUUCGUCUAACUAAAUGUAUGGUUUCAAGGACAACAAAUGAUAGACUUUUUAACUUGACUGAACCAACCACACCACUGCAUUUUUGCACAAACUCCAUAGUACAGUUAUGGUUAAAUAGUUUGUUCUUUGUUAAUUGAUGGCAUUCUAAACAUGCUGGUUUAAAGUAGACUUGGAUCAUCUUUAGAACCAAACAACAAACAAACAAACAAACAAAGAAACAAGCUAACUAACUAACUGACUGACUGACUGACUGACUGACUGACUGACUGACUGACUGACUGACUGACUGACUGACUGACUGACUGACUGACUGACUGACUGACUGACUGACUGACUGACUGACUGACUGACUGACUGACUGACUGACUGACUGACUGACUGACUGACAUAUCAAACAUUUCGACACUGCCUUUCCUCUAACUAACUAACUGACUGACUGACUGACUGACUGACUGACUGACUGACUGACUGACUGACUAAGACACUGCCUUUCCUCGCUUCCAAAUGUCCUCUUGUGUUUUAAUGUGGGUUCAGUGAGGUGGUUUCUUGAGCAUUUCAUUUCAUCAUUUAUGCAUCUAUAAAUUGAAGAAGUGUGGAAUUAUUCUUUGGAAAAAAACAUCUCAAUGAACUCUUACUGUAUGUUAUGUCAUUCUUUUUAAAACACUGACAUUGGAUAUUUUCUAGUUUUACUUUUAGUGCUAGUAUACUUGGGGAGAGUUUCUUUAAAAAAUAUGAUUUGUGCAAUACUGUACAGAAUUCAAUAUGUGGAUGACCAUAGGAAUGUCGUAAAGAGCAACUGUGAGUGGUGAGGUGGAAGACACCAAAGUAAAAUGCACAGCAGAAGGAGAAUGCUUGUCCAAAAACUUUCAAGGCAGGCGUAACAUGCCUGAGAGAAAGAUUUCAUUCGGCUUACUGUUGGAAAUGAGAAUCAUGGCAUUCAUUUACUUGGAAAUUUAGCUGAUAGAACUUUUACUCUAUUGCAUUUUAUUAUUAUAUAACCCUUAUAAUUGAACGUGAUUAGUCUGCUUCCAUUUGAACUUGAUGCGAGUCAAAUGGAAACACGCGGAAGAUGCCGAAUUAGCCCAAACAAGCAAGAACAAAAUAAUAAUAAUAUGCCUUCUGAUUUUUUUAGCAUGUUAACUUUGGUGUAUAACAUGAGGAAUUGCACUAAAAAUACAGUUGUAUAUUUGAAAGUGUACAGUUCACAGCACAUUUAAGACAUGCAUUUAUUUUCCUGUUCCUCACAACAAUUCGAUUGUUUUUCAGGAGUGACUACACACAUUCAGCUGCUGUUGUGUUCUUUAUUUAUCCUAUUUUAAUUUUUAAUCAUUUGCACUGGACAUGAAUGGAUGUGUGUUAAGGCAUGCUACUAAGUAUUAGUAGCAAACAAGUGAAAAUAUGACUGCUGUAAAAGAAAGAGCCCGACAUACCCAAAAAGCAUUAUUACACUAUGGACAGAAAAUAGAAUUGAAUGUGUCAUCUCUUGCUAUCAAUGGCCUUGGAACAUUUUAAAAUAAACUUUUCACCAAAAUAUUUUGACUACCAUGAAACAGAUAUGAGGUGUUUCAAUGCUUUUAAAGUGGGCCAUCAUCAUCGGCAAAUGUUAAUGUGUUAAAUGGCUUUCAUAAAAAGACUAAAGUGCAAUAUUACACAGGGUCAGUUGAACUGGAUAUGUAUUUCACAUGUAAACAAAAUAUUAAUGAAUAAAA